Cuculus canorus (common cuckoo) is the source of this 5192-nucleotide messenger RNA. It is a transcript of the gene RPRD2, whose product is annotated as regulation of nuclear pre-mRNA domain containing 2. The coding region runs from base 295 to 4596 and encodes 1433 amino acids. The transcript is spliced from 11 exons. Gene Ontology annotation, cellular component: RNA polymerase II, holoenzyme. The record is from RefSeq and is a predicted model, not a curated record. NCBI's taxonomy places the organism in Eukaryota, Metazoa, Chordata, Aves, Cuculiformes, Cuculidae. Gene Ontology annotation, biological process: mRNA 3'-end processing. Gene Ontology annotation, molecular function: RNA polymerase II C-terminal domain binding.
CACCGCCCCGCGCGAGGGAGCCCGGCACAAAAUGGCGGCGGCUGCGGGGGGGCGGGCGCGGCGCUCGGGGCGGGACCCCCGGUGACCGGGGCCCAGCGCCGGGGCCUAGCGCCUCCGCACCCACCGCAGCGAGCCUGCCACACCGCCCUCGAGGCGGCGCCGUUGCCUUCGUCCUCCUCCUCCCUGCGUGGCCGUCCCCGCCUUUCACCGCCCCCCCGCCAAGGCUGAGGCGCCGCCGCCCGGGCCUCCUCGAUCCGGUAGCGCCGCCCCUGUCGGGGCUUGCAGGGCGGGAAGAUGGCGGCGGGCGGCGGGGGCCGGGCCUCCUCGUCGUCCUCGUCCGGCGCCCUGGAGGCCUCGCUGGAUCAGAAGCUGCAGGCGGUGACCAACACGAUGGAAUCCAUCCAGGGCCUCUCGUCCUGGUGCCUGGAGAACAAGCGGCACCACAGCACCAUCGUCUGCCACUGGAUGAAGUGGCUGCGGCGCUCUGCCUUUCCCCAUCGACUGAACCUUUUCUACUUGGCCAACGAUGUCAUACAGAACUGCAAAAGGAAAAACGCGAUUGUCUUUCGGGAUGCGUUUGCAGAAGUGCUUCCUGAAGCUGCUUCAUUAGUGAAGGAUCCAUCCGUUUCCAAAUCCAUCGAACGGAUCUUCAAGAUCUGGGAGGACAGGAACGUGUACCCCGAGGAAACCAUUCUGGCGCUGAAAGAAGCUCUGAGUACCACUUUCAAAACUCAGAAGCAGCUGAAAGAAACUCUGAACAAACAACCGAAUAAGCCGUGGAAGAAAUCGCAAACAUCCACAAACCCGAAAGCUGCGUUGAAGUCCAAGAUUGUUGCGGAAUUCAGACCUCAGUCUCUCAUUGAUGAGCUGCUGUUGUACAAGCGCUUGGAGGACCAGAUAGAGCUGAAGGAGAAGCAGCUCUCCACGAUGAGAGUGGACGUGUGCAGCACUGAAACGCUGAAGUGCUUGAAAGACAAAACGGGAGGAAAGAAGUUCUCCAAGGAGUUUGAAGAAGCAAGUUCGAAGCUGGAAGAGUUUGUUAAUGGCUUAGACAAGCAAGUGAAAAAUGGGCCCUCUCUAACAGAAGCCCUGGAGAACGCUGGGAUAUUUUAUGAAGCACAGUAUAAGGAAGUCAAGGUGGUAGCAAACGCUUAUAAGACGUUUGCUAAUCGAGUGAGCAACCUAAAGAAGAAGCUGGACCAGUUGAAAGCAACGCUUCCCGAUCCAGAGGAGUCUCCCGUUCCUUCUCCAAGCAUGGACGCCCCAUCUCCAACAGGCUCCGAGUCCCCUUUUCAGGGGAUGGGGGAGGAGGAUAGCUCCCGGUCUCCGGUGGUUGGAAGCCGCAAGAUGAUAUCUCCGGAGCCUGUGGCAGAUAAUCGGGAUGUGGAAGACAUGGAGCUCUCUGAUGUGGAGGAUGAUGCGUCUAAAAUUAUUGUGGAAGAGAGGAAGGAGAAGCAGGCUGCUCCAGCUCCGGCACCUGCGAAGGCUGAAAGCGUCCCCAAAGUGGUGCCAUCAACCACUGCAGCGGGCACAACGUCGGUGACGGUGACAACACCUGCCCAGACUCAUCCGACUCCUCCAGCUCCAAAGGUGGCAAGCACGGUGCCCAUCGCUCCGUCACCAGCACUUGCGUUGCCCAACCUGGCUAAUGUGGAUCUGGCAAAGAUCAGCUCCAUUCUGAGCAGUUUAACUUCCGUAAUGAAGAACACAGGCAUCAGCCCUGCUUCGAGACCUUCUCCAGGAACUCCCAGCAGCCCAACGGCUCUUACAAGUGGCCUGAAGGCUCCUGUCUUGGGGACUCCAUCUGCUCCAUCAAAUCCACUAGCAAAUAUUCUCUCCAAAGUCGAAAUAACUCCCGAAAGUAUUUUGUCUGCUCUCUCCAAAACCCAGACUCAGACGGCACCAGCCCUGCAAGGUUUGUCAUCCCUGCUACAGAGCGUUGCUGGAAACACGGUUCAGUCGAGCGAGGCUGCAUCGCAGAGCACCGCGGCGUCUCCAGCCAACACGACCGUUCCGUGCGUGAAGGGGAGGAGUGUUCCUCCCAGCACCCAGUCCUUUCUAUCCAAAAGUUUUGGUUAUUCUCCCAACUCGUCUACUGCUGAGGUUUCCUCAACUUCUGUCACCAAGGCUCCCAUCGGACAUACUCCAGGGCUGUCCAGCUCCGGUUUUAAGCCGCCAACCAGUUCCCUGGGAUUUUCCAGUUCCCACCCUACCAGUCCUUCUUCCCUUUUGCCAACAGAAACCUCACUGGGUCAAUCCUCUGAAAUUUCAAAAGCGAAGCUGGAGUCAGAACCCCCUUCUCCGAGCCUGGAAAUGAAGAUCCACAACUUCCUGAAGGGAAAUCCUGGCUUCAGCGGCCUGAACUUGAAUAUUCCCAUUCUCAGCAGCUUAGGGUCCAGCAUCACAACAGAAAGUCACGCCUCUGACUUCCAGCGUGGUCCUACCAGCACUUCCAUGGACAAUGUGGACGGAACCCCGGUGCGCGACGAGCGAAGCGGGACGCCCACCCAGGACGAGAUGAUGGAUAAGCCAACGUCAAGCAACGUCGACACCAUCUCCCUGCUGUCCAAAAUCAUGAGCCCUGGUUCUUCUACUCCCAGCAGCACCAGGUCACCUCUUCAGAGUCGGGAUGAUGGAUAUUCCCAAGACCUUCCCAAUUCCGUGCACACCUACCGGCCCUUCGGCCUCGGCAGAGAGUCUCCGGCUGGGCUCUACAAACAGCCUGCAGACAGCAUGGAGAUGCCCUCCUCUUUAAUGGACUCCUCCCAGGAGAAGUUUUACCCAGACACCUCUUUUCAAGAAGACGAAGAUUACCGUGACUUUGAUUACUCUGGGCCUCCGCCUUCGGCCAUGCUAAACCUGGAGAAGAAACCCGCCAAGUCUAUCCUGAAAUCGAGUAAACUCUCAGAAGGGGCAGAUUACCAGCCGGUCCUGCCCAGCUACGGUCAGAGAUCGCAGGAGUUUGGUGUGAAGUCGUCCUUCCCGCAGCCGAUGAGGUCUAUUCUCGAUCAGAGCGAGAGCUGCGACCCACUGGCGUCGUCUCCAGGGAUGUAUGGGAGCUACGGCCUCCGGGGAAACGACUCCACCUCAGACGGCUCUCCUUCGCCCAGCAAGAACGAGGUGUUCUUCAAACCGGACUCCAACCACAACAACUUAGCCAAAGCGGCGGUGCACUCGGGCCUCCCACAGAAGCAAUACCCAGACUCGCCCCACUCGAUUCCCCACCGCUCGCUUUUCUCCUCUCCAAACACCCUCUCCAGCCCUGCUGGCAGAGCGUCCGCUCCGAGCGUGGAGAAGUCACUGGGCUCUUCCAUUUCAACCACAUCCACCAUCGAGUUCAAGAACAUGCUUAAAAACGCCUCCCGUAAACCCUCUGAGGAGAAGCAUUUUGGCCAGAUCUCCAAAAGCAGCUCUGGUGAGGGGGUGGGCCUGUCUGGAGCCACCAAGGGUGACGCGCCGCCACAGGAGGAGCACUACCGCAUCGAGACUAGGGUCUCCUCCUCCUGCUUGGACUUGCCCGACAGCACAGAGGAGAAAGGAGCUCCCAUCGAAACGCUGGGUUACCACAACGCCGCGAGCAGGGGGAUGUCGGGAGAGCCCAUCCAGACCGUGGAGUCCAUCCGCGUGCUGGGGAAGGGGAAUCGAGGACACGGGCGAGAGGCGAGCCGAGCGGCGGGGUGGUUCAAGAUGAGCAGCAGCGGGAGCGCUUUUGAUAACGGCCCCUCGGGCACCUCGGAGCUGCCCGGCAUGGGCGGCUUCUCGGCACCAUACAAGGAGCACGUGCCGCCCUUCCAGGAGAGCGUCAACAACUUUCGAACGAAUAACUUCAGCCCUGCUUUCGAGCACCACAUGCCGCCACCUCCGCCGCCCCUCGCGCCGCCGCCCAUCGAGCACGGGACUCCCUUCCCGCGGGAGCCGGUGGUGCCGCCCGCUGGGCCCCCAGCCGCCCCCGCCAAGGACCACGGCAGCCUCUUCCCGAGGGAUCACUCAGUCCCUUCCCGCAUGCCGUCGGUGGAUCACGCCAACCCCUUCUCGAAGGAAACCUCCGCUCCGCUCUCGCUGCCCCACGGCGUUCCCCCUCCUCCCUCCGUGGAGCACGCCGGUGUCCCCUUCCCCACGCCGCCGCCGCCUCCUGUUCCCGGCGAGCACGCAGGCGUCCCCUUCCCCGCUCAGCCACCGCCAGCCGGAGACCACAGCAGCGUCACCUUCCCCGCGCCGCCCCCACCGCCUAUGCCGGUGGAGCACGGCGCCGGCGCCUUCCCCAAGGAGCACGGUACGAUCCACCAAGGGACGAUGAAAGAGCAUUUCUCCGUGCACACCGGCGCGCGGGACGCCGUGGCCCAACCCCAACAACGCGACCACGGCGGCGCCGCUUCCCUCUCCCGCAGCCACGAGGCCGUGGGGCUGACCCCGCUCUCAACGCGUGGUGGCCGCAGCGCCAGGGUGUUGGUCAGGACCCCCCGCGCCGACUUCAGGCCACGCGAGCCCUUUGUUAGCAGAGACCCCUUCCAUAGCCUGAAACGGCCCCGGCCGCCCUUUGGCAGGGGCGCCCCUUUCUUUGCCCCCAAGCGCCCCUUCUUCCCCCCCAGGUACUGAAGCGAAGGCUCCCACGCGAAGGCAUCCGGACGCUGGGAGAGCAGUGGGGCAGUGCUUUCCCUCGGGUUUUCCAUAGCUCUUUUCUUCCCCUCGAAAAACCCUGUCACCGCCUCCUAAAUUAAAUCUCUCAUCUUUUCUGGUUCAUCGUUGCCCAAACGCACCCCGUUGGUGUGAGACUAGAGGGAAAAAAAACAAAACUAAAAAAAAAAAAGAGUUUUAACAAAGAAAAAAAGAAACGUUGCCGUUAAAAGUUUCCAAUAGUCGUUAAAAAGUUUUAAAAAAAAAAGGAAAAACAAGAAAAAAAACACCCUAGAAAGCCCCGAGGGAGCCGCAAGAGGAGCGAAGGGACCCCCCUGCCCCCAGAACACCCCAAAAAAAGGUAAAUUCAGCCCAUUCAGCUCCUGGGGGGCCCCAGCCCUCCCCCCCCCCCGGCGGAACCUGCCCCUCCUGGUUGGUUUUUUUUGGUUUCUUUUGGGGUUUUUUUCCACCCCGCGGUGAUUUCUAACAAUAUAAUCACUCGAAUUCCAUCUGGGAUCGCUUGGAAGGCGCAGAGGGAGCCGGCGGGGGGCUCGGGGUGCUGCUCCCGCCCCGGGCUG